AUGUCUACAGCAGCUACACAGCCAACCUUGUUAUGCACGCUGCACAUUUGGCCUUCUAGAUGGAAUUUACCAUCUAUUGACCCCACAUGUAUUGCAGCGGUUUUCUACCUGCAAUUGACUAUUCCAGGGAAAUUCGAAGUUGUAGAAUGUACUAACCCCGACGUGUCCCCUAGUGGAAAGCUUCCCUUCCUCACACAUGGCCAUGCCACAGUGUCAUCCGUCCCAGCCAUCAUUUCCUUCGUUUCUUCGCUGGCAAAGUCUACUUCAUCAGGUGCAAGGGAUCUCGACGCGUCUCUAAGUGCACUACAAAGAGCAAAGCGAACUGCUUGGUGCUCGCAUGUUGAGGCGAAUAUUGGGGACCUCGUAGCAUAUUCGUUCUAUUCUGUGGACGACAACUUCUGGAAACUUACAAAUCCAAUCAUGGCAUCUAUGCUUCCCAUUCCGCAGCGCUACUAUGUACCUGGCCGUAUACGUGAAAUGCAUCGACCACGCCUAGAGGCUGCAGGUUUGUGGACACAAAUAGCCUCUGAAUCAGAGAAGGACUCAUUCGGGAAACGACAAAAGAAAGACGACCCUAAAGACAACUAUGCGCGCGCUUUUGAACGGGACAAAGUAUCUGCGCUAGCGAAGGCAUCGUUUGCUCUUUAUGCGAAGUUACUGAAUGGACAGAAGUUUUUCUUUGGGGAACGGCCUACGACUCUUGAUGUUUACCUAGCUUCGCACAUUCUCCUGUUACUUGAUCCGCCAUUCCCGGACCAUUCAAUGCGAUGUAUUCUAGAGGACUCAUACCCGACGCUCGCAGAGCACGCGCGCAAUGUGCAGACAGAAGUCUCACAAAUACCGCGGCAGUAUCUUGUUGCUCCUGCGCAAAAACAGUCGUUGCUGUCGUUAAUACCGCGACCCCUGACCAACCCUCCCAAACCCAAGGAGAGCCGAAUGGAUGAAGCAGACCUUCGGUUCCGUCGCAUGCGAUGGAUGUGGCUUGCGCUUGCCUUUGGCGGUGUGGCGUGCUACGUCGCUCAACUCUGGAUAAAGGUCACUGUUGUGGAGGCCAACAGGAGACCUCGACGUGUGCAGAGACAUGAGGCUGAUCAAUUUACAGAACAUGAAGCAAAGGUCAUGGACGAGGAAGAAGGCAAAGAAGAUGAAGAUGAAGAUGCGAGUGUCCAGGAUGGGGACGAGUAG
Messenger RNA from Suillus plorans, 1185 nucleotides. RefSeq names its product outer mitochondrial membrane transport complex protein-domain-containing protein. Lineage: Eukaryota; Fungi; Basidiomycota; Agaricomycetes; Boletales; Suillaceae. The transcript is spliced from 5 exons. Gene Ontology annotation, cellular component: SAM complex. The record is from RefSeq and is a predicted model, not a curated record. Bases 1 to 1185 code for a protein of 394 amino acids. Gene Ontology annotation, biological process: mitochondrion organization.